UGGAAAAUCGUUGUGGCAUUGUUAUUCCUGCAUUCGCUAUUGCUUGUGGUGGUGGUGGUGGUGGUGGUGGUGGUGGUGGUGGCGGUAGCGCUAACGGUAGUGGCGCAACCACCGUGUUACCGCAAUAUCCAUUGAAUGGCUUUUACCGAUUGCCGCUGACACAGCUUAAGCAACCGGUUAAUCAUCUUACAAAGUCGAAAUUUGGAAAACUAUUCAAUUCGUUGGACUUAUCAACCCAUACUCCUGUAAUCAAGCACUAUUACUCGUAUCGGAUCCCGCAACACGCCACCUUGGUACCGUCACCGAUUCAUCACCAAUCUUCACUUCACGCUUUCAUUUUGCCCACUUCAUCCAUAUCUCCAUCAUUACGCUCAAGUCCAUCUCCACAUCCAUUUUGUAUUACUAACGGAUUGUUGUUUAAACCGCCGGAACAAUACCGCACAAAAAUGCCACGUCAUGGUUUUGACAGCAUACGGCGAAUGCCGAUUGUGGUGAUUCCACGAAAGAGGAAAUAUAAAAAUUACGUGUCUAGGAGGCGUAAUACGCAACUUAUCGCUAGUCUACGUCGUUGUUUCUCCGAUCCAGUGUUAUACCGAGGUUACAAUCAUUGGGAAGGUCUAUCAAGGCCAUUUUCUCCAGAAAAACCAUCAUCAUUUGUAUCUUCUACCUUUGCAGCACCUAUUGCUGCUAUACCUGAAGCGACUUCUUUUGAUGAUUUGACGAUGAAGGUUGAAGCUAGAGCCGGAAAGGAAUCCGCUUCACUAAUAUCGAAGAAAUCAAAAUUCAAGGAAGAAAGAGUAAUUUUUGGAGAAGUGAAAUCGGUAGUUCAGAAAGAUGAGGAAGAUGAGAAGGGGAGACGUAAAGGUAACCACCAAAAGUUAUCAAAUAUUUUUGAUUUCGAAAUGAAGAAAGCUGGAAUAGGUGCAAAUUAUUCGGAUAACGUUUUCCUAGAUGUGAAUGAUGAAGGCGAAAGCCUGGCGGAAGUUGCCUUACGUGCUCCUACUCCGCCAACAACAUUCAGGAUCCGACCUCGUAAUUUGGCUUCUCGUAGUGCUGUGUUAUCGAGAACAACUACUGUGGAAACACCGCUCAUUAAGCGACGUUUCUUAGGUUGUGCAAAAUACCAGGUAGGUAGUGGUAGCGUUCGGAAAGAUUAUCGAGAAUAUGUCAAUUUACCCUCAGGAAGCAAUAAUUUAAAUGAAAGAGAAGAGGAACGGACGGCCGAACAAAGAGCUCAGAAUACGGUUACAGCUGUUACAGCUGCUUUUUCAACCCUAACACUCGAACCACAACAAACUACACUCGAACCACAGCAAACUGAGUACGAACGAGAAGCUGUUGAUGAGCAGACAAACAAUAUAGGUGCUGUAACUGUUGUUGGAGGAAGAGAAGCAGUUAGAGUAGUUGAUGAAGUUACGAUAAGACGUGUUGAUGAAAUCGAAAAGCCAAUUGUACCAGUACCACAGCAAAUGCCAAAUAUAAAUUCAGCAAGUGAUAAUAAUACCAUCAGUAUUGGCGGUGACAGUGGACUGCGAAAAUCUCGAAAAGCAGUACCACAGUCUACCGUAAUCACCCUAAUACCACCACCAUCUACGCGAAAACUAAAACCAACCAAAAUUUCGCGCAAUUCCUUACUUGCAACCCUUCAGCUGCCGCCAUCUGUUAGUGCAAAAGUGGAUCGAAUUAUUGCAAAUGCUGAUCGGAAAGAAAAAGAACGGUGUACCAAUCAUGCUGCUGUUAACUCGGUACCGUUUUUCCUUGAUACAUAG
Molecule: messenger RNA, 1769 nt
Organism: Acanthocheilonema viteae
Lineage: Eukaryota; Metazoa; Nematoda; Chromadorea; Rhabditida; Onchocercidae
Source: the annotation of a GenBank genome assembly